AUGUACGCGUGCGUUAUCUUUCUCAAGGGCUUCAGACCGUACUGGUGGUGGGGUCUGUCCACGGGCGACCAUCCUGAGCUCAUCAAGGCCCGCUUCGCCAGUAGAGCGCGUGAGCCAGCAACGUUGUGGGACAACCCCGUGAAGGGCAAGUGGCAGCAAUGCGUGCGACCCUCCCCUGCAUAUGCUGAAGCGCCUCUGUACGAGUCAACAGGGUACCUGCAGGUGUUCUUGGAUGGCGGCCUCAACCAGCAGCGCAUCAGCAUAUGCAACGCGGUGGCAGUGGCUCGCCUUUUGAAUGCCACGCUGCUCAUCCCGCACUUUCAGAUCAACCCCGUGUGGCUGGACGACAGCCAGUUCGAGGACAUAUUCGAUAUAGAGCACUUCAUGCGCUAUCUUAAGCGAGACGUGCUGAUAGUGAGGCAGCUGCCACACAAGUACCGCUGGAGCACACGGGAGUUCUACAGCACGGGCGUGCACCAGAACCGCAUCAAGUUCGCGCCCAUGCACGCCUCUCCGGAGUGGUAUCUGAAGAACGUGCUACCAAAGCUACAGCGCCACGGCGUCGUGGCAAUAGCGCCCUUCACCCACCGUCUCGCUUUUGAUGGCUUGCUGCCAGACGUGCAGCGCCUGCGCUGCCGCGUCAACUUCCACGCGCUGCGAUUCGUGGAGCCUGUCAGGAGGCUCGGGAGGAUUCUGGUGGAGCGACUGAGGGAUCCCAACAGGCGGCAUGUGAAGCGAGGCGUGCUGUUUGGGAAGGGAGGCGAUGUGUCGAGCUAUGGCGGCAAGGGGAAGGUGGGAGGGAGUGGGGACGGGGCAUUGGAAGGAGAGAAAGCAGCGGAGAAAGAAGCAGAGGAUGAAUCAGAGAAAGCGGCUGAGGUAGCAGCAGAGAAAAUAGCUGAGAUGGUGGGGAAGUUGCAGGAGGAGGCUGGUGCUGGUGCUGAUGCUGGGACAGGUGGAGAGAAAGCAGCGGGGAAAGAAGCAGAUGAGGAAUCAGAGAAAGCAGCAGAGGGAGCAGCGAAGAAAGCAGCGGAGAGGGCGGGUGCUGGUUCAAGAGAGGGUGGAGACAGGGCGAAGGUUGUGAGUGAAGGAAAAGAUGAGAUGGAGGAAAUCUCUCCAGAGGGUCUUGCUGGAGGAGGAGGGCUGAAGGGAGGAGGGGAGGAGGAGGGUUUGGGUGGAGGAAACGCGAGUGCAGGGAGUGUGACUACUGGGAACGGCAGUGCGGGGAACAGCAGUGGAGAGAGGAAGGUGGAGGUGGGAGAGGUGCUGGAUGCACAGUGGGUUCCCGUGGAUGGCUUGUCACAGAUAGAAGAGAGUGACGAAGGGGAGGACAGGGGUGAUGGGGAAGGCAGUGCAGGCGGGAUACACAGCGGCAGUGGUAGCAGUGGCAGCAGGAAGGAGGGUGAUGCGGGCAGCAGUCGUUUGUUGAGUGGUCGGCCGCUGCUGGAUAAGAGAGCGGGGUGGGGGCGCAAGGAGGGGAAGAGGAAGAAAUAUGUCGCCAUGCACCUGAGGUUUGACAUGGACAUGGUGGCUCACUCAGCGUGUGACUAUGGCGAAACCUGGGCAGAGCGAGAGGCACUCUCAAAGUACCGCGAGUACGCAUGGCUGGGCCGAGUGGACAAGCUGCGCUUCUCUUCAGACGAGCUGCGCCUGGCGGGCAAGUGCCCUCUCACACCAGAAGAAGUGGGACUUGUUUUGGCCGCUCUCGGCUUCUCGGCGAAAACGAGGCUUUAUGUGGCGACGUAUCAGGUGUAUGGAGGGGAGAAAAGAAUCGCUCCUCUGCGGAGAUUGUUCCCCUGGCUGGAGGACAAGACGAGCCUGGCCACGGAGGAGGAGCUGAGACCGUUUUUGGGGAAGGCGUCGCUGCUGGCAGCACUGGACUUCUAUGUGAGCCGCUACAGUGAUGUGUUCGUGUCGGCUUCCCUCGGCAACAUGCACAACGUCAUGGCUGCACACCGUGCGUACUUCGGCGGAUUAAAGACAAUAAACUUCAACGGUACACUCUUGGCGACGCUGCUUGCGGCUCCUCCAAACACCCUCAACUGGAACGAGUUUGUUCGUGCCGUGCGGAUCGGGCAUCGGUCGCGGAUGGGCAAGAUCAAGCUAAGGCGUGCUGGGCAAUCCAUUUACACGUAUCCUGCUCCGGAUUGCUUGUGUCCAGUAGACGUACCGCCAUCGCCGCCCACUGCUGGUGUGGUAACAGAUGUUACAAACCGUGGUUUGGUUACGUUAACAAAUGGUGAUAGUCAUUCAGCCAAGGAAGCUGAAGUUGCCACAAACGAGGAUAAGGUCUCUGGUGGGGAUAGGAGUGUUGCUGAUGAGACCACGGAUGUGCGGGAUGUUGAUUGGGACAAAAUGGUAGACCCGAACAAGUCGUGCGCUGCAGGCAUGGCGGCGAGAGGCAGAUUCGGCGGGGUGAAGCGAGAGAAUGAAGGCUUCGACUUUCAGUACCGCAUGUCCGUUGACAAUAGAUACAAGAAGGCAGCUGAGGGCCGUCGCAGAUUGAGACUACUGACGACAUUGCAGUCGCUCUACUCCUUCCUGCGAGUCCUCAUAGCAGCCUCGCUCAUGGCCCGCCCGCUCAUCACAGCUCGACUGCAGGGGAACACGGGUGGGCGAGCAGUGGCGCUGCAGGUGGAUGUGAAAGAGUCGCUAGCAGCGGCACUGGGAGCAGCUGCGGCACUUACGGGUAACCUAGCAUCCGGCACAUCGCGGGCACGAGUGCUCAAGCUGUAUGCCACGCUCUCCCUCAUGGCCUGCAUUGCAGCGCUCUUACCCCUCCUCACUGGCCCUCUUGUCUACCCGGAAAAAUGGAUGACUGUGAGGAAGAGUAGUAGCAGUAAUAGUGUGGAGGGAGCAGUUAAUCUGGAGCAGCUUUGGACUGCUGUAACAACAGCCAGCAUUGCCAUCGACAUGGCAGGAGCUCUGCUGCAUCUCAUGGUUGUAGCCGAGUCCGAGUCGUCGGCCCUGAAACCGUCGGAAUGGAGCGACCGUGGCGGUUAUUUCACCGCUCCGUCCAAGGACCUGUACUUCUACAAGGCUGGAAGGUCGAUGAGCGAGGGGCUCGACGAUUUUUGUCCUCCUGGUUUUCCUGAAGCUUUCAAGUACACUGGACGCGUGUCACGGCUUGCGAUGUCCGCCAUUGCUCGGCACCUGAAGCUUCGCGGCGAUUUCUUUUCAGCGUUGCUCGACGACUGCCCGUUGCCGGUCGGCGAGGUUUCGUCGUCCGUGUUAGCCGCGACCUGUCAAAGGAGUGACUAUUUCAAACCUGACGACGCAGCUGGAAGCGUGUCCGAGGCAUCGGAGACGGAGAAGGGCCUUUUGAUGCUCGUGACUGCUGAUUUCCCGGGCCUUCAGGUGUGCAAUUCCGAGGGCGUUUGGUCGCCGGCGGACCAGGGCGUGCCGCCGGGAAGCCUGCUGCUGCUGGCCGGCCGUUGCCUCCAUCGCGCCACGGCCGGCCUUUGCCCCGCCUCCACCUACCGCGUGCUGCAGCCCGCCUCCGCGGGAGCCACCAGGUGUUCGUUGUCGUUCCGCCUGAUGCCGCGCCCUGCAGCGCCGAUUGACUGCUCUCCGCUAAUUCACGCGGGUCACGCAGUCCCCUCAAGCAUGCGAGCCGUCGUUCACGCUGGCCCGUUCCUCGAUUCGUUAAGCUCGUUUGCUCACGAUGCUGCGAGCGAUUCGAAGGAGUCGAGCAUGGCUGUUGCGUGCAAGCUGGAAAAGACUUCUCUUUCUUCAAUGGUUGUAGAUCCUGCCUCAGGGUCUCUUCUUGAGGAUGCAAUGAUCGCUCCGUGUGGCCAUUCCUUUGGUGGAGCGACGCUCUCUAGGGUCAUUGACUCUAUGCUCUGUCCUUACUGCAUGGCCUCGGUAGACAUCAUGACUCUAAUUCCCAACCUAGCCAUGAGGUCAGUGGCGUCCUGCUUCCGCCCUGGUUUGUCACAUAGAGCUGGUGUUAAGGUCCCGAAGAGAAAACGGGUGAAGGAGUUCGGAGACGGGAAAGACCCGUCUGAAGCUGUCAAACGCAGAACCAAGACUGAAGAUGGAAUGCUUGCUGGCUCGUUUGAAGGAGAUGCGUUUGGUCGUCCAAAAGGAGGAGUACAGUUUCCAUUUUCUGUGAAUGACAAAGUUUUGAUCAAGGGAAACAAGCGCACUCCUGAGAAGUUUUUUGGCAGGGAGGCAAUAAUUACAUCUCAGUGCUUGAACGGCUGGUACUUGGUUCGCAUGCUUGACACUGGGGAAAGUGUUCGCCUGCAAUACCGCUCUCUUCAGAAAAGUGAUGGAACACCUCUGGAGACUGGCGACACUCGUCUCUCUAGCAGUCCAGAUGCUCAGAUGGAAAGGAAGCACGGAGCAGACUCCACAGCAAGGUGGUGGGAGUCGAAGCCUGGUGUUGGAGAAAUGUCGGCCCUGCUGCAAGAAGACGAGAAAGAGGACAAAUUUAGCCGACCGAUUUCGCUAGCACUACUGGACGAAUCUGCCCCACAACGACCCAGUCCUGAUGAGCCUGCACCCGCUGCUCGUCUUGAACAACCGCCCAUUUCUUCAACACCCAGCCAUCUUGCUGUGAGCAAUGCUGCGGAUAUGGCAGCACCACGUGACUCCCAAGCAUACCUGGGAGCUCAUGGAUCAAGCCUUGCCAAGCAGACUCAAGCAUUGAUUGCUGCAGCAGCAGCCAUGGAAGAGGAAUCAAGAGAGGUGUCUGGGGAUGACCGUGUGUCCGGUGUCCAUGAUGAUCCUCUAGCCAUAUUACCGCCUCCUGCCAAGCAAAUGGUGAUCAAGCAAUGCCAGCCCAAGAGUGCAAGGAAACGUAGCUCUCAUGGCCGGACUUCGCAAGUUAGAGCUCAGGCUAAUGCCGCAGGACCACCGCCUGCUGAAACAUUUCAGGCCGCCGCAUUCGCGGCGCAGCCGCGUGCCGUUCCGAGGAUAUGCGUAGACGAUCUUUUAUUAGAAGACGGUCCGCCGUCGUCGUCGUUCAUCCGCGCUGCCGAGACGUUGUAUCUCUCGCUCGCACAGAACGGAGCGGUGAUUUUGGAACCCGCGCGACACGAUGCCGCGUCGUUGUGUAGGACGUUGGAAUCCGCGCGGCUUUACUUUCGGCGACGCGCAGAUCCGUCGUCGUCGUCGGCUUCGCCGUCAUUCCCGGAACAGCCUGCGUGGAAUGACGGCGGCGGAUACUUCCAGGCACCUUCCAAGGACUUGUACUUUUACAAGGCCGGCAGGUCGUUGAACGAAGCAAUCAGCGACUCAUACCCGCCGGGGUUUGCGGAAUCGUUCAAGUACUUGGGGAAGGUUUCGCGGUCCGCCAUGUCGGCUCUCGCUCGCCAUCUGAAAGUCCGCUGCGAUUUCUUCUCGAGUCUGCUCGACGACUGCCCGCUGCCGAUCGGCGAGGUGUCCUCCUCCGUGCUCGCCGCAUCGUGCCAGCGCACCCAAUCUCCUCAAGACGGUUCCGCCAGAACGACACCAGACGCCACGGAAAUUGAAAAGGGCCUUCUCAUGCUCGUCACAGCCGAUUUCCCAGGCCUCCAGGUGUGCAAUUCCGAGGGCGUCUGGUCGCCGGCGGAUCAGGGCGUGCCGCCGGGAAGCCUGCUGCUGCUGGCCGGCCGUUGCCUCCAUCGUGCCACGGCCGGCCUCUGCCCCGCCUCCACCUACCGCGUGCUGCCGCCCGCCUCCUCAGGGACCACCAGGUGCGCGCUCUCGUUCCGCCUUAUGCCGCGCCCAUCCGCGGUGAUCGACUGCGCCGUGCUGGCGCAUGCGGGCCACGCCGUGCCCGCUGCCAUGCGCGAGAGCGUGUGCGCGGGGGCGUUCAUGGACUCUCUCUCCGCGUCCGCCGCCGACCUGGGAAGCAGCGACAGAGAAUCCAGCCUGGCGGUUUCAUGCAAGCUGGAGAAGUCUUCCCUUGCGUCCAUGGUCUCCGACCCUGUCUCGGGGUCGUUGUUAGAGGAUGCGAUGGUUGCUCAGUGCGGGCACUCGUUCGGCGGAGCAACACUCGCGAGAGUCAUGGACUCGAUGGUGUGUCCAUACUGCAUGGCUCCUGUUGACGUCAUGGCGCUCAUUCCCAACCUCGCUGUGAGGUCGGUGGCAUCAUGUUUUGGAAAGGGCCUGCCGCACCACACAGGGGGCGGGGCUGGGGCAGGAGCAAAGGUGCACAAAAGGAAGCGUGACAAGGAUCACCCGGGGGAGGGCAAGCUGUUGCCGGAUGGUUCCCUGCCUCAACCAGUCAAGCGCCGCCCCAAGCCUGAGGAUUCGGGCCUUCUCGGGUCGCCCGAUGCUGAAGGUGGUGGUCGCCUGAAAGGCGUCCAAUUCCCGUUUUCUGUAAAUGAAAAGGUUCUGAUAAAGGGGAAUAAGCGAACACCUGAGAAGUUUUUUGGCAAAGAGGCUGUGAUCACUUCUCAGUGCCUCAACGGCUGGUAUCUCGUGCGAGUGCAGGACUCGGGUGAAAGCACUUACUAG
Closterium sp. Yama58-4 is the source of this 6444-nucleotide messenger RNA. Lineage: Eukaryota; Viridiplantae; Streptophyta; Zygnematophyceae; Desmidiales; Closteriaceae. The record is from the annotation of a GenBank genome assembly.